Molecule: messenger RNA, 646 nt
Organism: Porites lobata
Lineage: Eukaryota; Metazoa; Cnidaria; Anthozoa; Scleractinia; Poritidae
Source: the annotation of a GenBank genome assembly
AUGCGUGUAACAAGUGACACCAAUUGUCAGUUUAAAGAAUAUGAAAUGAAAAGGCUGAAGUGGUUGAAAAACCAGCUGUCUAAAGCAGUCAGUAUUUUCCAUGAAGAGAAAGAAACACUGAACAACCAUGAAGUUGCCAGUGGAACUGAGCUCAUAGGCAUUAUCAACAACAUCCAGGAAGUGAAUGAUGAAAUCGAUACGACCAGCUCAACAUUAAAUGCAAAUACUCUCUGGGAACAUCAAGAAAAGGCUGUUAACUUUUGUGAUGCUGCGAUUGCAUUCAUCAACAGUCUCAAGUUGCCACCACUCUGUGACCACAUUUUGAAAGCAACAGAUGCUGGUCGUGGGGUUGGUGUCACUAACACCGAGGUUAACUACAGAGACAUUGACAUGUCAAGGAGUUUAUUAUUAAAAUAGCUGGACUCACAUGAACAGGAUUCACAGGGCACCACACGAUUCAGAACAAAACGAAGCGGAGCCUUCCAAUACUGCUAUAGGUGAAGCUUUGGUUGAUGGCAGAGCAUUACACUGGGAAUACUUUCAACCAACCGAUCUCAUUAGUGAAGAAGAACUGAAAACACUCACAGUUGAAGAAAUGAGAGAGCUGGAGGCAGAAGAAGUGGAGCGUAAUGCAUGGAGAGUUGCC